Molecule: messenger RNA, 924 nt
Organism: Schistocerca cancellata (South American locust)
Lineage: Eukaryota; Metazoa; Arthropoda; Insecta; Orthoptera; Acrididae
Product: ADP-ribosylation factor-like protein 2-binding protein
Exons: 7
Coding region: 334-765 (143 amino acids)
Biological process (GO): positive regulation of tyrosine phosphorylation of STAT protein; maintenance of protein location in nucleus
Cellular component (GO): mitochondrial intermembrane space
Source: RefSeq, a predicted model, not a curated record
GUUUUUACAACCAUUGACAUGUCGUUAAUAAUUUUUGGCAACAAUAAAUCGGCGAAUUUAUUAUAAUGAUUUACGUUUGAUUGUAUAUAUAGAUACUGUUGAAGAUGAGCGAUUAUUUUGAAGACUUUGCCUUGCCACUGUAUCAACAUAGAAUGUCUUUGUUGGCUAUAUUGCAAGGCCAGUCACUGAUCUGAAUUGUUGGCCCUGCAACUACUGAAAAGCCUGCUGUCCCCUUGCAGGAGCCUUUCUGGAGUGAUGGACUGCAUAUGUAACUGAAUACACUGUGUUCCAGAUGAUUGUGACACUCUUGAAUUUGGUUGUAACGAUGACAAUAUGAAGCCUGAGGACACAUUUUUUGAUGAUGUGAUUGGGCAUAUUGAAGAUGUGUUAGUGGACCAAGAAUUUCAAGACAUGCAGAAAUCAUUCAUGGAGAAAUAUUGGCAGGAAUUUCAUGAGGGAGAGGAAAACAAAUUAUGUUACAUGGAUAUUUUUAAAGAAUAUGGAGACUUGAUUGAAAAUCAUAUUGAGAACUAUUUGGCAAACAGGAUACCACAUUUUUCCAUGCAAAAUUUUAUUGAAGAGUUGCAUUCUUUUGAAAUAACUUGCAGGAGACGAAAGUGCAACCUGGAUGGGGAAGUGUUUGAAGUAUUGUAUACCUUUACAGAUUUCAGUGCAUUUAAGGAAAUGUUCUUAGAUUAUAAGGCAGUUAAAGAAGGAACUGUGGAAAAUUUGUUAGUGACUGCAUAUGACUUGCCUUCUGCAUGAAACUGAAUAUAUUCGCACUACGUAAAUUUUUCUUUCGAAUCAUGAAUUUUGUUCCAAACAUAAUACUUUUUGAGAAAUAUUUUGUCAGGUUGUAUGUACCAGUGCACUAUAGACAAAUAAAAUUCUUAUUGAAACCUGUGUAAAAUACAGAUGUGAAAA